Messenger RNA from Mizuhopecten yessoensis (Yesso scallop), 1299 nucleotides. RefSeq lists its product as uncharacterized. Lineage: Eukaryota; Metazoa; Mollusca; Bivalvia; Pectinida; Pectinidae. The coding region runs from base 55 to 1149 and encodes 364 amino acids. The record is from RefSeq and is a predicted model, not a curated record. The transcript is spliced from 2 exons.
UAUAACUCCACAAAGAGCUCUCUAGUAAUAUUUCAAUCCCCACGUCGACGUGUGAUGUCAGAAGAAUGUGGGCCUAUACAAUGUAAAAUUGGUUCCGAUAUAAUUCCAAUGACAUCACAGAAAACGUACGCUGGGAUAACGUUUACCCAUAACCUACAAUCAAGCAGUAGUAUUUUUGAUGCUUGUGUGAAAGGAAGGACUAACCUAAAUUCACUUUUAAGUAUUGGUAUUCACCCCAAUGGGCUGAACCCUGUAUUAAGUUUUAAUAUUAUUAAAAGUGUUGUAUAUUCAAGUAUGUUGUAUGGUUGUGAGCUUUGGAAUUCAUAUACUAAGCAAGCUGUAGAAGAGUUGGAACGUACACAGAGAUAUGCAUGUAGACGUUGUAUUGGUCUUCCUAAAACUUCCUCCACAGCAGUGACUGCUCAGUGUUUAGGGUCAUUUGAUAUGUGGAGCGAAGUGGAGAGAAGGAAACUAUUAUUUUGGAACAAAUUGUGUUUAGGUGGUCCAAAAUUUUUAUGGAAAACACUUUUUAUUAUUAGACUAUGUCAGUUUAUGUAUGGUAGUUCAUCAACUACUCAAAUAGGAUUUCUGCCUGAUAUAUAUAACAUAAUGGUUAAAUUUAAUAUAGAGUCAUUUAUCAAUGACUAUGUUCUAAAUAUAUUCGUACCACCGAUGUUAUGCUGGAAACGUUUCAUUAAUAGAUUUAUAUAUGAUUUUUAUUAUAUAAGGUGGACAGAUAAACUAAAUACACGUGAUGAACAUAAGAGAUAUGCUGCUAUCCAUAGUGAUCCGGGAAUAAAUCCAAUAUUGCAACUAAGCACUAAACAAAUUUCUCAACAACAUGUAUGGGAUCUAGUAGAGUUAUUUAAAUACUCAAUAUCUUGUGAGAAUGAAUUGGUUAUAUGUAAGAUAUGUGAGAAAACAAGUAAAGAUAUUGUGUUGCAUUUUAUAUUAGAAUGUCCAGGUUUAUACUUAAGCCGUGAUAAAAUGAUGGAUGGUGUUGUAAAUGCUAUAGAAGUAUUGUCAUAUGUACAGUUUUCAGAACUAAGCAUUGAAGACCAGUGCAGCUUUUUACUUGGCGAUCAUUCACAUGUAUACUUGACUGGAAAUAUCAAAGGAAUGGUAUGUGAGAUGGAGAGUUUUCUAUAAUUAACCUAUUGAUGUAUAUAUAAGUGUAAACGUAUAUAUGUAAAAGAUGUAUGAGGAAUAUAUAUUGUAGUGAACAUUUUGUAUUAUGAAUUAUAUAAUGCUGUUAUAUGAAUGUCCAAUACGUCAUUAUUUAAUACAUUUACUUCUCAA